Molecule: messenger RNA, 2592 nt
Organism: Brienomyrus brachyistius
Lineage: Eukaryota; Metazoa; Chordata; Actinopteri; Osteoglossiformes; Mormyridae
Gene: rint1
Product: RAD50 interactor 1
Exons: 13
Coding region: 104-2377 (757 amino acids)
Biological process (GO): endoplasmic reticulum to Golgi vesicle-mediated transport; retrograde vesicle-mediated transport, Golgi to endoplasmic reticulum; regulation of ER to Golgi vesicle-mediated transport
Cellular component (GO): Dsl1/NZR complex
Source: RefSeq, a predicted model, not a curated record
ACCGAAUUUUCAACCUGAAACGUGUGGAAAUGCGCUGACGUGUCGCUUCUCUCCGCCAGGGGGCGUACGAGCUGUUGACGUGGAGCAGAGGCGCGUCACAGACAUGGCGGCGCUCACUGAGGAGCAGUUCGACCAGGAGAUGCCUGACUGCGUUAUCCAACUGAUUGAGGGAGAAAUCGGCGGCGAUUUGAAAUCGCUGAAGAAUGUCAAGGGUCUGCUGGAGAGGCUGACGGCGGAGAACAAACGCCUGGAGGAGCAGGUGCUUACUAUCUCCAGCUCUGUGCCCCCCCGCGUGUCUGCGGCAUUGUCGGCAGCGGAGGACUCCCAGCAGGCCCUGGAAGGGAUCCUCCAGAGGGAGCGGGCCCUGUCCAACACCCUGCAGCAGCACCUGCAAGGCGCCCAGGCCUGGGCCGACAGCCUGGGGCAGACCCUGGGCCAGCUGGACACCAUCGAGCGCCACCUCAAGUAUCUACAGUGCCUCUCCUAUAUUGAGGAGCUGAGUGACAGCAUCCAGCAGUUCCUCAUGACCAGCAGCAUAUGGGAGGCAGUGGGGGCUGUGGGGCAGAUGGCCAAACUGGACCUCAGCCUGCAGGAGUCGGGCUGCACACACCUGAAGUCCUAUGUCCGGGAGACGCUGCAGUUCUGGCACAAGAUUCUCAAAGACCGGCUGUCUGGUGACCUUGAGGAGGUGCUAACCCAGCUGCAGUGGCCAUUCCUGUCUCCCCCUGUGGCCUCCCUCUCGCCCCCCACCAAUGGCCCGGACCUCCACACUCAGCUGGAGCUUCUGGUCUCCCAGCUUCUGUCCCUUCAGACCUCUGAUGACCUCAUUUCAGAGAAGAGGUCUCCCCCUCCACGCCCAGGCCUCGCUCCAGGUCCACCCCUGUCUCUUCCUAUACAGAUUAUGAUGUUGCCGCUCAGCAAGAGGUUCCGGUACCACUUCAGCGGCAACCGGCAAACCAAUUCACUCAGCAAGCCGGAGUGGUACCUGACACAGGUUCUCAUGUGGAUGGGAUACAACUCCAAGUUUAUGGAGGAGAAGAUCCAGCCCAUUUUGGACCAUGCUGGAACCAAGACCAAUGCAAAGGUGGAGCUGUGCCGUGGGCUUCUCUGUCUAGUGCAGGAGAAGCUGGCGUUGGAUGCACCGAGGCUACUCUAUGAUGACGCCCUCUUUUGUCACCUGGUGGACGAGGUUCUGCAGUUUGAGCGGGAGCUUCGCGGCACACACACAUAUCCCAGCAUCCUGUCCGGCGCUUUGCCCAUUCUGCUAGAGGAGUCUGUCUUUCAGAAGUGGCUCAGUGUGGAGAGGAAGAUGGCCCUGGAAAAGGUAGAUGCCAUGCUCUCAGCUGAGGGUGCAUGGUGCUCCCAGUACAAAGACAUCACGGACAUGGAUGAGCUGAAGGCCCCUGACUGUGCUGAAACCUUCAUGACCCUACUGCUUGUCAUCACAGACCGAUACCGUUCACUGCCCUGCUCGCGGGCCCAGCUCAGUUUCUUGGCCCUGCAGAGAGAGCUGGUGGACGACUUCCGCAUCCGACUCACCCAGGUGAUGAAGGAGGAGUCCCGCAGGCCGCUGGGUGGGCGCUACUGUGCCAUCCUUAACGCCGCCAACUACAUCUCUACCGUGCUGUCCGACUGGGCUGACAAUGUGUUCUUCCUGCAGCUGCAGCAGGCGGCCGUGUCCCUGGGGGAUGAGGUUUUUGGCCCCCUGGGGGCCACUGAAGUAGGACGGCUGGCCUCCCUGGAGGGGUCACUGUUUGAGGAGCUGCAGGCACUCCUGGAGCGUUUGCGGGGUGACAUGAUGGGCCGCCUCCUCGAUGCCGUCAUGAGAGAGGUGCAAGAAAAGGCCCAACCCUACUGUAAGGACAGGUGGCUCUCCAUGCCCAUGCAGUCUGACCAGGCCGCCAUGUCACUGUCCAGCUCAGCGUGUCCCAUGAUGCUCUGCCUGCGUGACCGGCUGCUACAGCUGCAGCAGCUACUCUGUCUGCCGCUGUUCCAGAGCUUCUGGCAGGGCCUGGCUGAGAAAUUAGACCUUUUACUCUACCAGGAUGUGAUCCUCUACAACCACUUUAACGAGGGUGGGGCUGCACAGCUGCAGUUUGACAUGACGAGGAAUCUGUUCCCCCUCUUUGGACACUACUGCAAGAGGCCAGAUAAUUACUUCAAGCAGGUGAAGGAGGCCUGCAUCAUCCUGACCCUCAACCUGGGAUCCGCCCUCCUGCUGAGGGAUGUCCUGCAGCAGAACCAGGAGGCAGAUGGGGUCUCCAGUGCCAGUCAGCCCCUCCCGGAGUGCGCCCUCAACGAGCUGGGCGUGUACCGCCUGGCGGCUAGCGACGUGGAGAUCCUGCUGGGCUUGAGGGCGUCCUGGCCAGGCCAGUGAGAUGUUAUGCAGAGUGAGCAGAGAGAGGCAGACUCGAGGCUGGAUGGAUUCUGUUCCACCAUCACUAGGGCACCUGCCCAUCAUCUAAUGCAGCAUAACUGGUACAUUUUGACUGCUGUUUUAGGCAGUCUGCUGUAUUGUACCAUCACUGAAACUGCCAUAUAAUCACAAUGAUCCUAUGUUCAGUAAGGAAAUAAAUUUUUCCAGUGAGUAAA